AAAAAGUGUAUCGUAUCUAAGUAUCAGGCAUGGCAGAUAUUUUAACACUUGUGUUUAAGACUUUUAUGUCACAGACUGUUCUAAAGAAGGACCUCACAGUCAGUCCUCCACCAACAACAACCUACAGCUCCCUGGUGGUCGGUGACCACAGCGUCAGCCGCUCAGUGCUGCUGCUUGCGGCCGUGACGGCGGCCUCACAGAGGGGGAUGAAAGUGAUGUUCUUUACCCAAACACAAAUUCAGAGCCUUCCAGCGUCUCUGCAGAAAUGUGUUCCAAAUCUGAGCCCACAGAGUCUAAAGAAAAUCAAAUUUUCCUAUCCCAAGACAGUGGAGGAGCUCCUCCAGCAGAUGGCCAGCCUUCACGAGUCCAUCAACACAUCUCCGACACCUCCCUCACUGAUCAUAGUUGACAGGCUAGAGGGCUUUCUGUGUGGUCCUAGAGAUUGUAGCCACAGUGGAGUUCACCCAGGAGAGCAGUCGUCCAUUGCCCACCUGUCUGCUCUGCUGUUUGACACUGCUGCCUUUCUCACACAAGUCCUGGAGCAGCGGUCUUCGAGCUUGGGCCCCUGCCGCAUCAUUGCCUCUUUCCAGUCAGAAGUAGACACUGGACAAGGCGGCGGGGAGCCUUAUGCAACAGAUCCCAUCCUUGAUAGCCUUGUUCGCUAUUUCCAAGUACGCUGUACUCUGGAGCAAGACAGAGGAUAUGAAGCUGUUGCAGCUGGACUACAGCAGGUGUGGCACAUUUACCUUUCUGGGAGAGGCAUCACAGAGGUCUCUUGUACCAAAGACUGUGAGGACAGGGCAGGUGUAGGCCAGGAGUGGCAGUUGUUGAUUUUUCCUAAUGGUUUAAUGGAGUUUAAGUUGGUUUGAAAAUGUCUGUAUCAAAGAAUUAAGCAGUGGAGAAUUAAUAGAAAGCCAAGUUGCUCAAUCAGAGAGUAGUUUUGCUCAGAGCAAAUGCUAAAUUUCAGCACUGCUUGGCUUCAAAUUUAAGCAGUUGGGUGUUUCCAGUAACUAUGAGAUGUACUAUAGUAUAAAAUGCCUUGGUCACUAUCACAAUUUAUCUUCUUUGUAGAGCAGAUCCUUCUUUUAUAGAUUUCUAUUUAUUGAAUAAAGCACAUUUUGCCUUUUC
This is a messenger RNA of Xiphias gladius (swordfish), 1128 nucleotides long. RefSeq names its product SWIM-type zinc finger 7 associated protein 1 (gene swsap1). Gene Ontology annotation, biological process: double-strand break repair via homologous recombination. The record is from RefSeq and is a predicted model, not a curated record. Gene Ontology annotation, cellular component: Shu complex. Lineage: Eukaryota; Metazoa; Chordata; Actinopteri; Istiophoriformes; Xiphiidae. Bases 30 to 869 code for a protein of 279 amino acids. The transcript has 2 exons. Gene Ontology annotation, molecular function: single-stranded DNA binding.